AUCGCCGGAGUGGAGCUUCCUGCAAGAACACUUCGACCAGGCGGUUCUCGUUUCGUUUUCGUUGGUUUGGAAUUUUUGGUGUUGCGAUUGCACUGUACGAGUGUGGGAGUUCAUACGAGGCUGUUGGACAAAACCUUGCUCUACAGGGUGUUUGUGGACAAGUAUUGCUGGAGGAGAUACCCUGACGACCUGACAAGUUUGACUGUACGUGGGAGACCCUAGGGCCUGGCGGGGUGACCGUAACGUCAUCCAU
Brassicogethes aeneus is the source of this 253-nucleotide messenger RNA. The record is from the annotation of a GenBank genome assembly. Lineage: Eukaryota; Metazoa; Arthropoda; Insecta; Coleoptera; Nitidulidae.